Molecule: messenger RNA, 189 nt
Organism: Clonostachys solani
Lineage: Eukaryota; Fungi; Ascomycota; Sordariomycetes; Hypocreales; Bionectriaceae
Source: the annotation of a GenBank genome assembly
AUGAGUGAUGUUGAGGUAAAUGACGUGAUUCACGACACGUAUGUAGGGGAGAGUGUGCGCGCCUACUUCGACCCCGGCCAUCGGUGGUACUUUCUGAGCGAGCAAAAGGUGGAAGAGACAAUCAUGUUCCGCAAUACUGAUUCAAGAGGCAUGCAAUAUCCUUGGUUAGUACUGGGUCUGGUCGGUUGA